Molecule: messenger RNA, 2976 nt
Organism: Danaus plexippus (monarch butterfly)
Lineage: Eukaryota; Metazoa; Arthropoda; Insecta; Lepidoptera; Nymphalidae
Gene: dcma
Exons: 5
Coding region: 169-834 (221 amino acids)
Biological process (GO): G protein-coupled receptor signaling pathway
Cellular component (GO): neuron projection
Source: RefSeq, a predicted model, not a curated record
AUAUCAUUAUUAAAAUAUCAAUCUCAGUUAGUUUUACCUUAAUAUUUUUAAGUGCUUAAACUGAAAAUUAACAACAUAAAUUUCGAAUACAAUGGAUUUGAGCUAAGAAUAUGAUAGAUGUACAUGAAGUUAAACUGUUAACGACAUUGAGGCUGCUCUAGUUUCGGCAUGGCGGGUCCAAUGCGACAUUUGUCGUAUCAUCACGAGCCAGAACCACAAUCCGCGAACUCGCUGAUUGCGGAAAUCAACGUGCAACUGGCGCUGUUCCGUGACCUGCUUAUCCACAUCGGACAGCCACAUGACUGUCCUGAACUCCGAGAACGUGUACGCAGACUGCGAAGAACCUGCGUGGAGGCAACCAAGCAAACCAGCCAGCUGGUCCUGCCAACCUGCAAAAAAUCAACAAGUGAAGGCUGCUCAGAUCAACCUCAGCUGGUUCUCCUCUACUUCAUGUCACAACUACUUCUCCGUGAACUCGCUAAAUGCCACCGCCUAGUGCAACUUGUACCUAUGGACAUGACGUCAUAUUAUGAAAAUCGCGCUGGCCCUUCGAAUUUUGGGAACGUCAUUAGUCAGAUUUUGCUGUGCAAACAAAUCACUCCAGACUUCAACCAAGAAGAGCUUUGCAGCAUCGCUAAAGACACACAGGAUAUAAACAGAAUCGUCAGCGACAUCCAGGAAUAUCUACCACAACAUGAAAAUCUUAACCAUUUAGAAACCAACGUAGCACUAAAGGGAGAUGACACAAAUGGUCUAUGGCGAAACAAGCGGAGAGGAUCUCUCUACAAAGGCAUGGGCGUUCUCUGCUGUAUGUCGCGCCCCAACUACCUUUGAGGGUGACGUGAAUCGCCAACAAGGCGAAACACAGAUUAAAACAUAUGAAAAGACUUUUAAAUCAAAACACCAGUGAAACAAUAAAAAAACUCCAAGUGUUCAUAAACUGUAAGUGAACGCGAUAUUAAUAUAAAGUAAAUUUAGUAAUAUAUUAUAUGAAUUGUAGAAAUGAAAGGGUCCAUUAGAUUGCUAUUGGCUAGGAAGAAACCGUGAGAAAUGUAUUAUGCUAAUUCAAUUAAAAUAUCAAAGUACCUAUAUGUAUGUAAGACGCAAUAUACUUAUUUUAAAAGACAUAUUGUGAAAUGCCUGGAGUGGGAACAAUUGCUCUUAAGUAAAUAGACUUUACCUACGUUCGGCAGAGAACAAAAAUUUAGUUUCAAAUUAGUUGUUAGUCUCGGUAUCGGUAGCAUAAGUAUAGUUAUUAUUUAACACACUAAAAUUCUAACAUUAUCUUCGAUUUUGAUCUAUAAAAUUUAUAACAUAAUAAUUAUAACAAUAAUUUUAUUCUGUAAGUGUUGUCACGUCUGGUUAUUGGUUUUACUACUUUAGCCAAACUUCUACAUGAUCUUGCCAGGAAAUAUACGAUUUGGUUUGAAAGAAAUACAUAAUAACAAAGGUAAAUUAACAUUAAUUAAACAGCAUUUAGUAUGUAAGUCUCAUAUUUUAUUAAUUUUCGACUACAUUUACACCAUCACAGACUUUGACUAUUCUUCAAUAUAAUUGUUAAUUUUUAAAUAAUUUUUACCACUUUAAUUAAAUAUCAAAAAAAAAUAUUCAGAAAUAUAUUUCAAGUAAUAUUUCUCUCGUCUUCCAAUGCCAAAUUUAAUAAUUUGUUAUGAUCUCGUUAGUUAUAAGUAAAACCUUUUUAAUUAUCAAAUGUCAAAUAGACUACCAAUCCAAUUUACCCAACAAUAAACUUUUAAAUUCAAGCAAACUCAGUUCAAAAACAAAACAAUACACUGUUUAGUUAAAACCACUCUAACUGCUUUAAUUCAACUUAAAGAAUGCCUCGUAUUGAACAUCCUGUAUUUAUUAGCACAGACAUAAAAUACUUUAUAUAAAUAAAAAUCAAAGACUGUACGAAGUUCUUAUACAUCCUAACGCUCUCAUUUAAUUAUAAUCUUGAUCUGUAACGUUGAUUAAAAUAAAAUUUAUCUUCACUUACGGAUCUGUCUCGAUUUCGACUCGUUAUAAUAAAAUAGAAUAAGAUUUUGUUUCUAUGAAACGAUCAAAUAUAUUAUGAAAAUAUUUAUGUGAUGUUCGUAAAAUUGAUUUGUUUAGUAUUUAUAUUAUACCGAGAAUAUUAUAUUAUAAUAUUUAUAUUAUACCAAAAAUAUUAUUCCAACUAUCGCUAGUAUUAAGAACAUUUCCUUCAUCUGUAAGAUAUUUAGCAUUUAAUGUCGGGCCUAGUCAGAUUUAUGAAAUUAUGGCAUAGAAUAUUUAGUCAAUUAUCUUUUAGAUCCCAGAAUAUUUAUUGGUUGUAAGGGUUUGUCACUAUAAUAUUAUUAUAAUUCUUAUAAUUCAGAUAGCUUCUAAUAGCUGCGGAUUAGAUCAUUCACAUAUUUUAUAAGGAAAUAUUUUAAAAUAUUCAAUAUAUUCACGAAAAUGUAAAAUUAUUACUAAUAUAAUAUUAUAAUAUUUUAACUAAAAAAUGCUAUUUAUUCAUAAAAAGAUACAGAAUAAAAGCUGCUUUAUAUAGAUUAGAUUACACAGUAGUUAGAUUCCGGUGGGGAAUAUUUGAUAUUGCACCAUUCACCUAGUCUCACGACGUUUGUUUACGACUUUCAUUGCAUACGUCUAGUCAACAUUUUUAUUAAAUUAUUAGACUUGAUUUAUAUAUUACCUAAUUAUAAUACAGGAGUAACUAUACUUAUUUACAUAUAUUGACACACUUAUUAAAGUGAUGACUGUGAUAUACUCUUAAAUAAAUAGAAAAUAAAAAUUAGCAAAACACGAACAUAGUUUUAUUUUAAUCCUGUUCGAUAUUUCUUCAACUCUAGAAAGCUUCCCCAUUCAAAUUUGUAUAGAUGCAAAAGGGCUCCGAAAACUUGGGGAAAUUAAAAACUGGAGAACUUUUACUUCGAGGAAUCGGAAAUGUAGGACAGCUGAUGCAACAAUACACAACACUACUAUUUGUGAACA